AUGUUGAGUCCUGCUAUGCUCAAAAAUUCGUUGUCUCGCCGAACGUCGCUACGAGAGAAAUCAGCAGUCACUCGUUCGCGCCGAAACACUCCCACUCCUGUGAUGUUCGCUGAAGAUGAUUUUGAUCCUUCUUGCUUCCAGCUCGGGAUACCAGUGGAACGUAAAGGCGCAGGUUCACGUCGCAGUUCGGCCGAUCCAAGUACGGAAUUGCCAAAACUUUGUGAAUCGUCCAGAUUCGAGAUUGACUUGCUGAUAACCGAGGGUGAUGAAAUCAUCGUUCUACCACAUCGUGAACUCUCUCCACAUCUAACUCGCGGAAUGGACGAGUUGCAAGUGAGCGGUUCGAAAAUUCGACGACAAUCGUAUGCUUCAGAGAAAGCAAUCAGUCGCUCCCCUCGAGGUAGCUUCAGCUCUUCAGAUUCGCGAAAACAUCGUCGUGACUCGAACGCGAUCACAGGACGUAAGGAUUCGAAUUCGGACAGUGCUCCCGUUUAUGCGCAAAAGAAGUGCCUGUGUGAAUGCAGUGAAAGCACUUCUAUCUACAUGUUUCUACGGAUUAUGCUGUUACUGAAUUGCAAGUAUUACUUUGAGACUGGCCUCGUAUGGUCCUUGAGUUCGACCAGCAUCGGCUGA
Messenger RNA from Anisakis simplex (herring worm), 633 nucleotides. NCBI's taxonomy places the organism in Eukaryota, Metazoa, Nematoda, Chromadorea, Rhabditida, Anisakidae. The record is from the annotation of a GenBank genome assembly.